Rubroshorea leprosula is the source of this 934-nucleotide messenger RNA. Lineage: Eukaryota; Viridiplantae; Streptophyta; Magnoliopsida; Malvales; Dipterocarpaceae. The record is from the annotation of a GenBank genome assembly.
AUAAGGCGAGGUAAGUAGAAUUAUGAUAAAUGCACAUUGGAUUUUAAGGUAAAUGUUUUCAAGCAUAUUUUAAACUAUUUUGAGAUGGUGGCAAGAUCAAAAUUGAUUUUUAUUAGUACAUGAGCAUGAUUGGUUUGAAAUGAAGUUAUUAUUUUUAUUGAAUUGAGCUUGCCUACAUGGAUUUUUCUUUAUUAUCCUGAUGAUCUGAAAUUGGUUUGUAAAUUAUGGAUUUUCCUGUUAAAUUCCUACAUGGUUUUGUCUCCAAUCUGGUCAUGAUUACUGAUGCCCGUCAGUGGGAGUUUGUAAACAUUGGUACAUGUCAAGAUCUAUAUCUAUAGGAUCGAUUCAUUAUGUAUUCCUACCAGUGGGAUAGUACACUGCUUAUUACUGAUACCUGCCAAUGGAAGUUUGGUAAACACUAGCCAUGCUAAUUGAGGAGAUCACUACUUAGUUUUAUUCUACAUUGAUGGUUUAUAACCAAGAUAUUUUUCCUUUUGUUUAUGUCUUAAAAUGUUUAUUUGGCAUGCUAAAACUUUAAUUAAGGGUUAUCCAUGUUUUUACUUACUGAGUUAUCUUACAUAGUUUUUUCCUCAUCCAUCAUUUCAGGUAGUGAGAGCCGAGACGUGGGAAACCAAGGGGGAGUGACGAGAUAAAAGGCUAGCCGUUUGUGUUUUGGAAAUAGAUUUUGAGAUAUAGAUCAUUUUUUUGUAAGUUAGAUUUUAUUUCAAGAUAUUUAUCUAAGUUUAUGUGGAUUGUUAGUUAUAAAAUUAGCAAGUUCCAAGCCUUGUGCAUUUGUGGGAUCCUCUCACACGUGUACAACAUCUAUUUCGCUCUUGGUUUUGGGGCGUGACAAUAAGAAUCCAUCAUUUGUUGAUGUGAUCCAUGCAAAAAAAAUGUAUCAUCCAAAGGACAAAGAUAAAAUGCUAACAUAUAU